AAGGGCUUUUAGGUUUAGGGGUUUUAGAAAGUGAGUGGUGGCUGUAUUUCUUCCUCUUCUGGAAGGAGCCGAGAGUCGACGAGGGAAGCAGAGAAAAAGAAAAUGAAGACCAUACUUUCGUCAGAGACAAUGGACAUCCCCGAUGGGGUUAACAUCAAAGUGAAGGCCAAGAUGAUCGAGGUUGAGGGCCCCAGGGGUAAGCUCACCCGCAACUUCAAGCACCUCAACCUCGACUUCCAUCUCAUCAAGGACGAGGAGACCGGAAAGCGCAAGCUCAGGAUCGAGGCUUGGUUCGGCUCCCGGAAGACUAGCGCUGCCAUUCGCACCGCACUCAGCCACGUCGAGAAUCUCAUCACCGGCGUCACCAAGGGGUACCGUUACAAGAUGAGGUUCGUCUACGCUCACUUUCCAAUCAACGCCUCCAUCACUAACGGCAACAAGUCCAUAGAGAUCCGUAACUUCCUUGGCGAGAAGAAGGUGCGCAAGGUGGAUAUGUUGGAGGGGGUUUCCAUUGUUCGAUCUGAGAAGGUUAAGGAUGAGAUAAUAUUGGAUGGUAGUGAUAUUGAACUUGUGUCACGCUCAGCAGCCUUGAUAAACCAGAAAUGUCAUGUGAAGAACAAGGAUAUUAGAAAGUUCCUUGAUGGUAUCUAUGUUAGCGAGAAGGGUAAGAUCUUUGAAGAUGAGUGAUUGUUGUCUCUUGUGUUAUAGUUACAGGGCCACUUUACUUUUCUGUUGUAGUAAUAUCUUGGGACCUUGGUUUUUUGUUUUCUCUUUCCUCAUUCCCUCCCUGGAUUUCAGCUGCAGAGUACAACAAGGAUGUUAUCUUUAUUUGUUGUCUGGAAAAUUUUGAAUAUCUGUUUGAUCUUUAGUACUUUAAUUAUGUCUAAUUGCAUUUUUUAAGUGUUGUGUUUGUUUAUAGAAUUCUUCCUCAACAAAUUGCAUAUUUUGCAAUUUUCUAAGUGCCAAGUUUAUUGGUAUUGGAAAUUUGCACCAUAAUUUGAAGUUGGAUUGAGUUUCUAGUAUGAGUGUUUCCACUUGCCUUGUUUUUCUCCCUGAUCAGAAAGAAUUGCUUAAGAUCGAUUCUAGUGCCUCCCAACGUUCACUUUUUGCCAAGAUGAACAUUAAUGAGCCUCUUUUAAUCAUUCAAUUUUUCAAGAGGCAAAAUGGAAUUCCAUAUAGGAUGGAGGGCGUUAAAAUAAAUAACUGGUUACCAAUCGACAUAGAAAUUAGCAUUUCUAAAAUUACUUCAAUGUUGUAUUCCUAUUAUUCAGUUUCUAUAAUAGAUAUGUAUCAUAUUUCCUCUCAGAUGGAAUGAGGAGCCAUAUUCUAUUGAGAAACAGCAACUGAUCUAGGAGGCAAGUAGGAUAAACAUAAUCUUCGCAAACGGCCUAUAUUGUAACGAAUAAAAAGAGCAGUACAACAGAAAGAGAAAAUUGUGUCCAAGUUAUCAAAAAAAAUAAAAAAAGUUUGGAAAGCAGAAGCAUCUCGGUUUUAAUGGCUUAAAUGUGAAAGAUUGGGAAGUGGGGUAUCUUAUUCUUAUACCGAUUAUGAAUUCCACUGGCUACUU
Messenger RNA from Durio zibethinus, 1567 nucleotides. Its product is annotated as large ribosomal subunit protein uL6. Gene Ontology annotation, biological process: cytoplasmic translation. Lineage: Eukaryota; Viridiplantae; Streptophyta; Magnoliopsida; Malvales; Malvaceae. Gene Ontology annotation, cellular component: ribosome; cytosolic large ribosomal subunit. Gene Ontology annotation, molecular function: rRNA binding; structural constituent of ribosome. The record is from RefSeq and is a predicted model, not a curated record.